UGUGGACGAGUGUUUUCUUCCUGCACCAGUGAAUCCACAAUUUUUUAUGUUUAAUUGUUUUAGAAUUUGUUUGACGAUGCUUCCUACUUAAAUUUAUUUUGUUCAUUAUACAAAGCCCACCCAAUCAGUUUAUCUAGCCCAUUGUUAAUUUACCACUCUAUUUUGGAUCUGAUCCGAUUGUGGAUUCUUAGAGAGAUUGUCGCCCAAGUUUUGAACCUUGGCUUUGGGUCCAAAUCUUGUUUUAAGGGAUAGUUACGUUUGUGCUUUCAAAAUAAACUUAGCAUAGGAAGAAAAGUUCCACCAGUUUGCAUUUAUCUCACAUCAAACCAGGUCAUAUUAGGUUAAUUCGAUUUGCAAUUUCUCCUCCAAAUUCAUCCUAAAUCCAAUCCCAGGUCAUUGCCCUAGUCUUUUAAUUCUUCAAUCCUAUUUCUUCUCCAUCUUAACAAAUCCCCGACUCGCCAUGCUUUCCAAGCGAUCUACACCCAUCGCCCUCCUCCUCGGCCUUGUUCUCUCCGCCGUCGCUGUCGCCGUCGGCGGAGGAACUGCCGACUCCGCCUCCGCGUACGAAGUACUCCAGUCCUACAAUUUUCCUGUAGGUAUCCUUCCAAAAGGUGUAACCGGUUAUGAUCUGGACGCAUCUUCCGGCAGUUUCAAUGCCUAUAUGAACGGUUCGUGUAGUUUCUCGUUGGAAGGUUCGUACAGGCUGAGUUACGGCUCGAAGAUCAGCGGGACGAUUUACCGGAAUAGGUUGAGUAAUUUGUCUGGGGUCAGCGUUAAGGUAUUUUUUGUGUGGUUGAAAAUUGUGGAGGUUAGGAGAAAUGGUGACGAUCUUGAUUUCUCUGUGGGGAUUGCAUCUGCCCAGUUCUCGAUAGAUAAUUUCUUUGUUUCCCCCCAGUGUGGGUGUGGGCUGAAUUGUAAUAAUUCUUUGGAUGGGGAAGGGGAAGGGGAAGGGGUAGGGGUAGGGGUAGGGGUAGGGGAUAGGAUAGAGGGGGAGGAUCUUAUAAGCGAUUCUUGA
This is a messenger RNA of Andrographis paniculata, 1015 nucleotides long. RefSeq lists its product as uncharacterized. The coding region runs from base 461 to 1015 and encodes 184 amino acids. Lineage: Eukaryota; Viridiplantae; Streptophyta; Magnoliopsida; Lamiales; Acanthaceae. The record is from RefSeq and is a predicted model, not a curated record. The transcript has a single exon.